AUAUAAUAUUGCUUCUUGGUUCAUUCUAGCUAAUUUUGAUGGCUCUUCCAAUUUGUCUCACCGUUAUUGCAAUUUUCACCCUUUGUUGUGUCAUUAAUUGUAACAAUGGCGUUGAAGCGUUUCAUGACAUAUACCCGGAUCUUCAAUCCAUUUCAGCACGUUCGGUGAGCAAACUUCAGAGAACUGGAUACCAUUUUCAACCUCGUAAGAAUUGGAUCAAUGAUCCAAAUGGGCCCAUGUACUACAAUGGAAUCUACCAUCUAUUUUACCAAUACAACCCAAAAGGAGCAGUUUGGGGCAACAUAGUGUGGGGACACGCAGUAUCAAAGGACCUCAUCAAUUGGAAAGAACUUGAACCUGCCCUAUACCCAUCAAAACCCUUUGACAAAUACGGGGUUUGGUCCGGGUCAGCCACUGUACUCCCGGGUAAAGGACCCGUAAUCCUUUAUACUGGAGUCAUUGACAAGCAAAGCAAUGAGGUCCAAUUGUAUGCCAUACCUGAAAACAAAUCCGACCCAUUUUUAAGAAAAUGGGUCAAGCCUAAGGCCUUUAACCCGAUUGUGGUCGCGGAUCACAGCAUGAAUGCUAGUGUUUUCCGCGACCCAACCACCGCAUGGUGGAGCAAAGAUGGACAUUGGAGGAUGUUGAUUGGUGGUAGAAGAAAAGAUAGAGGAAUGGCCUAUUUAUAUAGAAGUAAGGAUUUUGUGAAGUGGAUCCAAGCCAAGCACCCGAUCCAUUCGGCUGCAUCCACGGGCAUGUGGGAGUGCCCGGAUUUUUAUCCCGUUUCUUUGAAAGGGAAAAACGGGUUAGACAUAUCCGUAGUUGGGAGUAGUAGUAUUAAGCAUGUUCUCAAGAAUAGCCUUGACCUUACUAGGUAUGAGUACUACACAAUUGGAACAUACUUCAAAAAUAAGGAUAAGUAUAUUCCGGAUAACACUUCGGAAGAUGGUUGGGGUGGACUUAGAUAUGAUUAUGGCAACUUUUAUGCUUCCAAGUCAUUCUUUGACCCAAGCAAGAAUCGAAGGAUCUUGUGGGCUUGGGCAAACGAAUCAGAUUCCAAAGAAGACGAUGUUAAGAAAGGAUGGGCAGGGAUUCAGUCAAUUCCUAGAACCGUGUGGCUUGAUUAUGGUGGGAAACAGUUGGUGCAAUGGCCAGUUGAAGAAUUAAAUAGUCUUAGAAAGAAAGAAGUUAAAAUAAGUCACCAAAAGCUUAAGAAGGGACAGCAUGUUGAAGUUAAAGGGAUUACUGCAGCUCAGGCUGACGUGGAAGUUACCUUCUCAUUCUCAAGCUUGGACAGGGCAGAGCCAUUUGAUUCUAGGUGGGUGAACGCACAGGAUCUAUGUUCACAAAAGGGUUCAAAGGUUCAAGGUGGGGUUGGGCCAUUUGGGCUUUUGACUUUGGCUUCAGAAAAAUUGGAGGAGUUUACUCCAGUGUUCUUCAGAAUUUUUAAAGCUCCAAACAAGCACGUGAUUCUCAUGUGCUCCGAUGCAAGAAGUUCCUCUUUGAAGAGAGAAUUGUACAAGCCAUCAUUUGCAGGCUUUGUGAAUGUGGAUUUAGCCAAAAAUAAAAAGCUCUCUCUCAAGAGUUUGAUUGAUCACUCAGUAGUGGAGAGUUUUGGAGCCGGAGGAAGAACAAACAUCUUGUCUAGGGUUUAUCCUACCCUAGCAAUAAAGAAAAAAGCUCAUUUGUUUGUGUUCAAUAACGGUACUGAGCAUAUCACCGUGGAAUACCUAAAAGCAUGGAGCAUGAAAUCUGCACGUCGAAACUAAAAAAUAGUCAGCUAGAAAUUAGUACAAAUAAAUGAAUCAAGUAGAAACAAUAAUACCUCUUAUUCUCUUGUUUUCUACAAAAAGAGGUCUAACUUUUAGCCUUCUGUCCAUGGUGUUGUACUCACCUAGCACGAUAAGCUACUACAUUGACAUAUACUGGUUUUAAUUUUACGUAAACGAAAUUUAAAUGUA
Glycine soja is the source of this 1961-nucleotide messenger RNA. RefSeq names its product beta-fructofuranosidase, insoluble isoenzyme 1-like. The transcript is spliced from 7 exons. Bases 39 to 1769 code for a protein of 576 amino acids. Gene Ontology annotation, molecular function: hydrolase activity, hydrolyzing O-glycosyl compounds. Gene Ontology annotation, biological process: carbohydrate metabolic process. The record is from RefSeq and is a predicted model, not a curated record. NCBI's taxonomy places the organism in Eukaryota, Viridiplantae, Streptophyta, Magnoliopsida, Fabales, Fabaceae.